AUGAGUUUUGGCUUCAGUAUUGGGGAUUUAAUCACUGUCAUUGAGCAUGCCAACAAGCUCCGAAAAGACUUUAGGAGUGCGCCGAUUCAAUUCAAGGCACUCUCCGAUGUGCUCGGGAGACUGUCUAUCGCGAUGCGGGAUGUUGAAGUUGAUUUAUCCAACACAGACCUUAGCAACCAGCAAGAGAUCGAGCUACAAAAAAUAGCAGAUAGCUGUCGCCAGGUUUUCAAUGAGUUUGAGCAGGUGGCUAGUCAGUAUUGCGAAUUAAGCGAAUCCUGCAGUUUGAAGAGAGUGUGGAAGCGACUCAAAUGGGAGCCGAACAAUGUAUGUGAUCUUCGGAAUCGCAUUUGCAGCAAUAUCUGCGUUCUCAUCGCAUUCAACGGCCGAAUAACCCGGGACAGAGUCACAGCAUUAUUAAAAAACAGGACCAAUGAACAUCACCAAAUUUAUCUUGAUUGGCUGUCGCCAACUGUCUACGCAACGCAACAGUGUGACUGUAUCAGUCGGCGCCAACCCGAAACCGGAGAGUGGCUUCUACCACAACAAACGUUAUUCUGUCCAGGUAUUCCGGGUGCCGGUAAGACGAUUCUAUCGUCAGUGGUAAUUGAGGAACUUGAAUCCCGGUACGGAGACAACCGCGAUAUUGGGGUUGCAUACAUCUCCUGCAGCUUUCAAACCAUUGAUGAUCGAAUCCAGCACCCAGAGUGCUUGUUCGCAAGUAUCCUUCGACAGCUUGUUCAGGGCGUUGAUGAAUGCCGUUUUACUGCCAUGUCACGACUACUGGAUGAGAUCUUUGGUCUUCAGGCGACAAACGACGUGAAUCUUUUGGCAACCGCAAGGUUUAUCCCUGGAAUAACGGCUAAGUUCCUGGGUAAGCCGACGAAAGAGAUCCGUGCAUCCAAGCCGGACGAGAUUUUGAAUGGAAUCACAGAUUCUCUGGAGUCAUUGAUAGGGAAGAGGUUACCGAGAGCUAUUAGAUCUCAACUUAAGGACCUGAUAAGCGGCUCUAGAACAUACGACUCUGCUUAUGACAACGCUAUACAAAGAAUAGAGGGCCAAGUCACGGACCAGAAGGACCUGGCUUGGCAAUGCCUGUCCUGGAUUAUCUGUGCGAAAAGACCGCUAACGACAGUCGAGCUCCGGAGUGCUCUUGCUGUAGAGAUAGGUGAAUCUGAAUUCGAUGGGGAAAGCCUUCUCGACCUUGACGACAUUGUCUCUGUUUGCGCAGGCUUGAUCACUGUUACUGCUGAUCCAUCAGAUAACAUUAUUCGAUUAGGCCACUACAAAGCACAAGAAUACUUUGAACGGACAUGGACCCGCAGGUUUCUAGAUCCCCCUAAGGAUAUUGCAUCAAUCUGUGUGACAUAUCUGUCGUUUGAUGCUUUCCUAUCGGGCAUCUGCUUGUCUGAUGCGGAGUAUGAAGCGCGGCUCGAGGAAUACCCUCUUUAUUCAUACGCAGCUAGGAACUGGGGCCAUCAUGCUCGGAUGCAACCCAUAAGUGAAGACCUGAUGAUACGUUUUCUUGGAGAUACACUCAAGGUCAAUGCUUCUGCAUAAGAAUCCUUUGCCAUCAAAUCAUUUUCAAGCACGGGAGAUUACUGUCAACGGGUCCCGCUGGGGCUUACUGGUUUACAUCUUGCAGCAUUCUUUGGGCUGACAAGUGUUAUCCAAU
Messenger RNA from Aspergillus alliaceus, 1672 nucleotides. RefSeq lists its product as uncharacterized. The transcript has 7 exons. Bases 1 to 1557 code for a protein of 518 amino acids. The record is from RefSeq and is a predicted model, not a curated record. NCBI's taxonomy places the organism in Eukaryota, Fungi, Ascomycota, Eurotiomycetes, Eurotiales, Aspergillaceae.